CUACAACAUUUCUUUGAAGAAACCUUCAUAAUGAGCUAUAACAUUUUCCCUUUGGGAUUAAUAAAGUAUUUUUGAAUUGAAUUGAAUUUUAUGUAGCUGCCAAUCCCCCAACUCCUUCUCCCAUCUAUGCAAAGACGCAGCAGCAUCUCAGCACCACCUUCUUAUUUUCCGAAGAAUACAACCAGCUGCAACUUUUGUCGCUGCGCAGCUGCCGCGGAUCCUCCUCACACAAGCAAGCUAGGUUCAUUUUGAGCCAAGCCAGGCGGCUGGAUGAUGUCACAUCCGUGGAGUAGGGUGCUGUGAACGAUCAACUCGGAUUUUCGCCGCAUGCGUGCCCACAAACUUUUUCCCUGCUCCUGGAUGCAAGGUUUCUCACCGUUCGGCCGGAUGGCAUGCGUGAUGGGCACGAGUGAAUGGACGUGCCGCCCUCCUCCUGCUUCACUGGAAGUCUCGUUUUUUCCCACAGAGUAGUGGACUCGGCGGUCACGGCGCACGGAUAUAAAAAGGGACAAAACUUAAGAUUUUUGUAAUCUAGGAGUUGUUGAGGUGAAGGUGGAGCAUAAUGUGGUCGCUGUCCGUGGUUCUUAACCCACUGCUGUUUCUGCUGCUGUUCGGAUACUGCCCUACUGUGACCAUCAGACCAAAGGAGGGUUGGCAGGUGUACAGCUCAGCUCAGGAUGCAGAUGGGCGCUGUAUCUGCACAGUGGUGGCACCUGAACAGAAUCUCUGCUCCAGAGAUGCCAAAGGCAGACAGCUCCGCCAGCUCCUGGAAAAGGUACAGAACAUGUCACAGUCAAUCGAGGUGUUGAACCUGCGGACGCAGAGAGACUUUCAGUACAUCAUGAGGAUGGAAAGCCAGAUCAAAGGGCUGCGGUCAAAGUUCCGGCAGAUCGAGUCGGACAGGAAGACCCUCGUCAACACAAACUUUCAGGAGCUGAAGGGCAAGAUGGAAUCCUUGCAGCCACUGAUCCCUGUCCUGGAGCAGUACAAGACGGAUGCCAAGUUAAUCUCUCAGUUCAAAGAAGAGAUCAAAAACCUGUCCAGUGUGUUAAUGGGCAUCCAGGAGGAGAUGGGAGCCUAUGACUAUGAUGAGCUACAGCAGAGGGUCCUGAACUUGGAAAACAGGCUUCACAGCUGCAUGAACAAACUCACAUGUGGCAAGCUGAUGAAGAUCACUGGGCCGCAGACAGUGAAGACUUCAGGGACCAGAUUUGGAGCUUGGAUGACUGAUCCAGUGGCUUCUCCAAAGAACAACAGGGUUUGGUACAUGGACAGCUACACCAACAAUAAGAUAGUAAAAGAAUACAAAUCCAUCAGUGACUUUGUGGCAGGAGUUGAAUCCAGAACCUACAACCUGCCUUUUAAAUGGGCCGGAACCAACCAUGUGGUGUACAACGGAUCUCUGUACUACAACAAGAUGCAAAGCAACAUCAUUGUCAGGUACAGCUUUGAGACAGGCCGUGUCAUAACCCAGAGGGCGCUGGAGUCAGCGGGCUUCCAUAACGUGUACCCGUACACAUGGGGAGGCUUCUCAGACAUCGACCUCAUGACGGAUGAGCUGGGCCUGUGGGCCGUGUACGCGACCAAUCAGAAUGCGGGGAACAUCGUCAUCAGCCGGCUGAACCCAGACACCCUUCAGAUCCUCAACACGUGGAACACGGAAUACUCCAAGAGAAAUGCGGGCGAGUCUUUUAUGAUCUGUGGGACUCUCUACAUCACCAACUCCCACCUGACUGGCGCCAAGGUGUACUACGCCUACUCCACCAAAACGUCCACGUACGAGUACACAGACAUUCCCUUUCAUAACCAGUACUUCCACAUGUCCAUGCUGGACUACAACGCAAGGGACCGGGCCCUUUACGGCUGGAAUAACGGCCACCAGGUCUUGUUUAACGUUACACUUUUCCACAUUAUUAAAACUGAGGAUGACUCUUAAAGACACUCUGCGAGUCAGAGAAAAAAAGACAGCAUAAAAAACUGGAAGGUUGUGCCUAAAAAAUAUUAAGAUUAAUUCAUUCAACUUUUAAUUUAUUUUAUUUUCCCCAGUUUCUAACUUUUUUAGUUUUGCCUUUAUUCACUGCCAUCAGCUUACUUCUUUGAAUAUUAAACUUUAAUUUAUUGUUGUACACUGAUUUUCUAAUUAAUAUUUAUUAUACUGAUAAAAUGAAGAACAGUUCUUUAAAAAUGUAAUUUUUAGACACCUAAAGUAUACUUUGAGUAGUUUUUGUGAGUAGUUUCUGUGUCUUUUUCUCCUUAGCAAAAUUAAAGCUUUUUAAAAAAAAAUAACUCUUCUUAUUAAUAAUUACUCUCUCGUGCAGUAAGUCCACUUAUUCAUCCUUGCUAAUUUAAUCAAAUUUUGGUCUGUGAUCAUUAAUUGUUUCUAUUUAAUUGUUGCCAUUAAUUCAUUAUGUUAAUAUAAAUUAUUCCUAAUUUUCACUGCCUGCGGUUAGCUUUGUAUUUUUUCCCAUCUCAGCUUAUGCACUUGACCUCGUGACAAGACAAUAAGGAAAUGUGGGGAGGGACCAUAAUGCCCCUGUACAGUAAAUGUACUUGGCUGUUUUUGUGUUUAUGUGGGGAUUACGUGGCCAUCAUGGUCACUGGAUAUCUUGAAGUACCAAGUCAAGUACUUUGCGAACAUUAAUAUCUAACUGCCUUUAACUUAGUACUCUGAGAUAUUGUAGCUUUUUUGUAACUUUAGCAGCAAGUUGUAUGCCUUAUUCUGUGUAGUAUGUUCUGUAAGCCAAAGGAUAACAUUUCUUGUGCAUGAAUGUUGGCUAUCCUGAAGGCAUUUUACUGUAUUUGUGUGUAUUUUGUAUUUGCACAACAUUGCAUUUUCCUCCAAUGAAGCUAUACUUGUCAUGAUCCAUUUUACACACUGCAGUAGUUCAGUUUAUUAUGUAUUUGUUGUGUAAAUAAGAUGGUGUCCAUAAGCAAAUAAAAAUAUUGUUUUCCGUA
Molecule: messenger RNA, 2955 nt
Organism: Girardinichthys multiradiatus
Lineage: Eukaryota; Metazoa; Chordata; Actinopteri; Cyprinodontiformes; Goodeidae
Product: noelin-3-like
Exons: 6
Coding region: 563-1936 (457 amino acids)
Biological process (GO): signal transduction
Source: RefSeq, a predicted model, not a curated record